Messenger RNA from Prunus armeniaca (apricot), 1860 nucleotides. The record is from the annotation of a GenBank genome assembly. NCBI's taxonomy places the organism in Eukaryota, Viridiplantae, Streptophyta, Magnoliopsida, Rosales, Rosaceae.
AUGGCUCAACCUCCUCAACCUUCUCAACCUCCAUUUGGUUCUUGGAUUAUUCAAACCCUAACUCCAUCGUGGGUUUCAGAUAUCACUCUCUUCCGACAAACCGAUGGGGAAGAGAUUGCGUCCAAGAGGAAUACCCUAUUAGCAGUGACCACAGUUGUGGGUGCUUUAGUGUUUGGUAUGGGCGUAAAUCCACCGGCGGAAUACUGCAAGUGCUUCAAAGAGAAACAAAAAGUAUGCAGCUGUACGAUAGCGAUUUAUUUGUGGGAGUUCAUUAUGUCUAAAGCAUUGGUGACAUGUCUUUUGGUCAUCAAAUUUCGGGUGGGACAGUGUCCAGUUAGGCAAUUUAUCAACCUUCUCCUUCUCUAUCUUUUGAUUGGAUAUUGGUGCAUACUGACUACGUUCCUUCGCUUAAAAUUAUGGGUGAUUAUGCUAUGCAUGUGUUGUGUUCAUGCUAUUUUUUCCUUGUCGAUAAGGAGAUACACUGACCAAGCCGUUGAGGGAAACGGAGGGGUUCUUGGAGUAGGCAUUGAAGCUGGUGCGAGAUAUAAUGUUGCCAUUGAAGCUGGUGCGAGACAUAAUGUUGCCAUCGAAGCUGGUGCGAGACAUAAUGUUGCCAUGGAAGCAAGUGCUGGAGGUGGCGUUGAAGAAGGUGCAGGACAGAAUGUUGCUGUUGAAGCAAGUGCUGGAUGGGGCAUUGGUCUUUUGAGCAUAGAUGUCACUCUCUUCCGACAAACCGAUGGGGAAGAGAUUGUGUCCAAAAGGAAUACCCUAUUAGCAGUGACCACAAUUGUGGGUGCUUUAGUGUUUGGUAUGGGCGUAAAUCCAUCGGCGGAAUACUACAAGUGCUUCAAAGAGAAACAUAAAGCAAUUUAUCAACUUUCUCCUUCUCUAUCUUUGAUUGGAUAUUGGUGCAUACUGAAUACGUUCCUCCGCUUAAAAUUAUGGGUGAUUAUGCUAUGCCUGUGUUGUGUUCCUGCUAUUUUUUCCUUGUCGGUAAGGAGAUACAUUGACCAAGCCGUUGAGGGAAAUGGAGGGGUUCUUGGAGUAGGCAUUGAAGCUGGUGCGAGACAUAAUAUUGCCAUUGAAGCAAGUGUUGGAGGGGGCGUUGAAGAAGGUGCAGGACAGAAUGUUGUUGUUGAAGCAAGUGCUGGAGGGGGCAUUGGUCUUUUGAGCAUAGAUAUCACUCUCUUCCGACAAAUCGAUGGGGAAGAGAUUGUGUCCAAGAGGAAUACCCUAUUAGCAGUGACCACAGUUGUGGGUGCUUUAGUGUUUGGUAUGGGCUUAAAUCCACCGGCGGAAUACUGCAAGUGCUUCAAAGAGAAACAUAAAGUAUGCAGUUGUACGAUAGCGAUUUAUGUGUGGGAGUUCAUUAUGUCUAUAGCAUUGGUGACAUGUCUUUUGGUCAUCAAAUUUCGGGUGGGACAGUGUCCGGUUAGGCAAUUUAUCAACCUUCUCCUUCUCUAUAUUUUGAUUGGAUAUUGGUGCAUACUGACUACGUUCCUCCGCUUAAAAUUGUGGGUGAUUAUGCUAUGCCUGUGUUGUGUUCCUGCUAUUUUUUCCUUGUCGUUAAGGAGAUACAUUGACCAAGCCGUUGAGGGAAAUGGAGGGGUUCUUGGAGUAGGCAUUGAAGCUGGUGCGAGACAUAAUGUUGCCAUUGAAGCAAGUGCUGGAGGGGGCGUUGAAGAAGUGCAGGACAGAAUGUUGCUGUUGAAGCAAGUGCUGGAGGGGGCAUUGGAGCCGGUGCUGGAUUGCCUGCUAAACCUGCUGGAGAUGAAGCCGUCGGAAUUAGAGAGCUUGCCAGUGUGCUUGCUGGAGAUGAAGCUGCACUUGAGCUGUGAUUGUGGAGUAAGAUGGAUUUAG